AUGAACAACCUCUACUCGGCCAUGUCCAUGAUCUCCGCACUGCAGGUAGAAUGCAUUUACCGCCUCAGGCACACAUGGGCCGGCUUGGGUCACCGAGAACGUUCUGCCUAUCGUCGGUUAGAGGAGCUGUUUGGUCAGCAAGACAACUGUCGUCUUCUGCGGGAACACACCGCAGCCAUGCGUCUGCCGGGCAUUCCCUAUUUGGGACUCUACCUUUCGGACCUGGCCUACACCAACGUAGCUCAUCCCCGCAUCAACGGCCAACCAACAACCGUCUGGGUUACCAAACUGAAUGCCAUCGUCGAUGCAAUUGCGCACUUUCAACAGUCUCGUUUUCGUGAGUGUCUCACAGCCGCCCCUCCCUCCCCCUGCGUUCUCUUUUGCUCUGCCUCUUUCUGUUGCCUGCCUGCCCGGUUUCCUUUUUUACAGUAG
Dibothriocephalus latus is the source of this 432-nucleotide messenger RNA. The record is from the annotation of a GenBank genome assembly. Lineage: Eukaryota; Metazoa; Platyhelminthes; Cestoda; Diphyllobothriidea; Diphyllobothriidae.